Scomber scombrus (Atlantic mackerel) is the source of this 2617-nucleotide messenger RNA. RefSeq names its product hemicentin-1-like. The record is from RefSeq and is a predicted model, not a curated record. The transcript is spliced from 11 exons. Lineage: Eukaryota; Metazoa; Chordata; Actinopteri; Scombriformes; Scombridae. Bases 162 to 2255 code for a protein of 697 amino acids.
UCUCCCCUCAAACAAGUUUGCCCAAGUUAUCCGAUAGUGUAACAUUGAAUGGUGGAAUUUGUGCAAGUGCUACUUCAAACUUCGUUUUCAAAAAAGGUCAGGAGGAGCAGCCUACAGAUGUUUGUGCAAUAACAGCGGAGAAGCAGGUGACGCAGACAGCUAUGGAGCUUCUUCCUCUCGUGUGUGUCUCUCUCCUGACUUGGUCUGGAACAACGUUUGCUGCUGAAAACGAGCCAAAAGUCAUCAGAGUGGACAAAGGAAGAGACGUCAUUUUACCCUGUUCACUCAACACAAAGAAUAACAUUACGUCAGAGAAGUUUGAGUGGAGGAAAGAUGGUCGUCAGGUGGUCCUGUAUGAUGACGGCAAUCAUUCCAAUAACAACAAUACAGGUCAAGAUCAGCAGUUCAAAGAUCGAGUCUCACAUUUUCCAGACAAACAGAAGUCAGGUGACGCCUCCAUAAUCAUCAGAAAUAUGAAGGUGGCUGACAGUGGAGUCUACACCUGUGAAUUUACUAAUCUUCAGCCAAGACAAAUAUUCUAUAUUAAGCUUUUUGUUGAGCCAAAAGUCAUCAGAGUGGACAAAGGAAGAGAUGUCAUUUUACCCUGUUCACUCAGCACAAAGGAGAACAUUACGUCAGAGAAGUUUGAGUGGAGGAAAGACGAUCGCCAGGUGUUCCUGUAUGAUGACGGCAAUCAUUCCAAUAUCGUCAAUACAAGUCAAGAUGUGCAGUUCAAAGAUCGAGUCUCACAUUUUCCAGAUGAACUGAUGUCAGGCGACGCCUCCAUAAUCAUCAGAGAUAUGAAGGUGGCUGACAGUGGAGUCUACACCUGUGAAUUUACUAAUCUUCAGCCAAGACAAAUAUUCUACAUUAAGCUUUUUGUUGAGCCAAAAGUCAUCAGAGUGGACAAAGGAAGAGACGUCAUUUUACCCUGUUCACUCAGCACAAAGGAGAACAUUACGUCAGAGAAGUUUGAGUGGAGGAAAGACGAUCGUCAGGUGUUCCUGUAUGAUGACGGCAAUCAUUCCAAUAUCGUCAAUACAAGUCAAGAUGUGCAGUUCAAAGAUCGAGUCUCACAUUUUCCAGAUGAACUGAUGUCAGGCGACGCCUCCAUAAUCAUCAGAAAUAUGAAGGUGGCUGACAGUGGAGACUACACAUGUGAAUUUCCUCGUCUUCAGCCAAGACAAAUAUUCUACAUGAAGCUUGUUGUUGAGACAAAGGUCCUCACAGUGGCAGAAGGAAGAGACGUCACUUUACCCUGUUCACUCAGCACAAAGGAGAACAUUACUCGAGAGAAGUUUGAGUGGAAGAAAGAUGGUCGUCAGGUGUUCCUGUAUGAUGACGGCGAUCAUUCCAAUAUCGUCAAUACAGGUCAAGAUCAGCAGUUCAAAGAUCGAGUCUCACAUUUUCCAGAUGAACUGAUGUCAGGCGACGCCUCCAUAACCAUCAGAAAUAUGAAGGUGGCUGACAGUGGAGAAUACACCUGUAACUUUACAAAUCUUCAAUCAGAACAAAUAUUCUACAUUAAGCUUGUUGUUUUUGGUGCAGCUCCAAAGCCAUAUGUCAGGAUACUUGAUCUAACAAAAGAUGGGAUGCUGCUGCAGUGUGAAGUUCAAGGAGCUUUUCCAAAACCUGAAUUACACUGGAAGGACAGUGAUGGAAACAUCCUUCCUGCUGAAGAAAUACAGGAGACAGGAAGAGGAGGACGCUACCUCCAAACUACUGUGACCAAGACCGACAACUAUCGCUGUGUUGCUACACAGAAGGAAAUCAACCAUCAGACUCAUUAUGAGACAUUUGUGUAUAUCCCUGAUGCAUCUCCAAAGCCGUCUGUCAGGAUACUUGAUCUAACAAAGGAUGGGAUGCUACUGCAGUGUGAAGUUCGAGGAGCUUUUCCAAAACCAAAACCUAAAUUACUCUGGCAGGACAGAGCUGGAAACAUCCUUCCUGCUGAAGAACCACUGGAGUCAGAAACAGGAGAACUCUACUACAACAUCAUCCUCCAAACUACUGUGACCAAGACCGACAAAUAUCGCUGUGUUGCUACACAGAAGGAAACCAACCGUCAGACUUAUGCUGAUACAUUUGUGUAUAUCCCUGGGAAGAAUAUUGCUCUUAUUUUGGCUGUUACUGUUCUUGCUGUUGUUCUGGCUCUGCUGUGUGCAUGUAUACUCUACAAAAAAUAUCAGAAAGGAAGGAGCGAAGAGGAUGAAGUGGUGUACAUGUACACCACAAAUGGGGAGGCUACCAGCUGAGAGGCGGUCAAGGAUUUAACAUUAUCUGCAGCAAGACACUCCUUCAUGAAUCAGAGUUUGGAGCUGCAUAAACUGCAGUCACAUUUUUGCUGUUUAAAUUCGUUUUUUACUUGCCAACAUAGUUGUAUUUUUUGUGCAAUCUGUAAUUAAUCGCUAUUACUUAAUUUAAAAAUUGAGCUUGACAUGAAUUUUUAAGUGGUAAAUAAUGAACAGACCAAAUUAGUUUUCAGAUGUAAAAAACUAAGCAGCAUCUUUUUACUCACAUUACACAUUACUUCAUCCCAUAUUAUUUGUCAUAUUACAGUUAUUGAACCAUGAUUCUGCUGUUUGCUGUGUGAUUUUUAAAUAAAACAUUUCUGUUA